This is a messenger RNA of Betta splendens (Siamese fighting fish), 1788 nucleotides long. RefSeq names its product serine protease HTRA2, mitochondrial-like. Gene Ontology annotation, biological process: proteolysis; programmed cell death; positive regulation of apoptotic process. Gene Ontology annotation, cellular component: mitochondrion. Lineage: Eukaryota; Metazoa; Chordata; Actinopteri; Anabantiformes; Osphronemidae. The record is from RefSeq and is a predicted model, not a curated record. Gene Ontology annotation, molecular function: serine-type endopeptidase activity; protein binding. The coding region runs from base 218 to 1534 and encodes 438 amino acids. The transcript is spliced from 8 exons.
ACUGACGAAGAAGAAAUCAACUUCCGGGGUUGGGUUUGUACGUUUCUUCUUUGACUUACAGUCAGGGGCCAGUGACAGUAUAAAUUUAGGGAAGUACGUUAGUAGUAUUACUAAUAUUAUUUUCCUUGUCCUUAAUAGUACGACUUUUAUAAGUAAUAUCAGCUGACCGUUCGUACUGUCUAAGACUCAUCGCCCGGAGCGCCUUAAGUGACGCAACAUGGCAGCAGCUGCUGUCAAUAGGACUUUUUUCUCAGCACUCAGGACACGGACUCUGUGUCAGAAAAGUGGGUUCAACGCUUCGGCAGAAAGGACAGUGAGCCGCGUGUCCUCCGCUGUGAUAUGUACCCACAGAGAACCACGAGGAGACACAAGCCUGGACCUAAGAGCCCCUGCGUGGGACAAACGAGGCGGUCGGGAGAGGAGCAGCUCGUCCCUGGUUCAGGCGCUGUCGUUGGGGCUGGGGUUUUGUAGUGUGGCCGCUUUGGACAGAGAAAAGGACGACAAAAGGACGGACAGAGGAGACUCAGUGUCCCGACGCGUUCUCCAACUCCUCUUGCCGUCAGCUCAGUGCGCUUCUCCCUUUAAGCCUGACAGCCCUCGGUACAAAUACAACUUCAUUGCAGAUGUGGUCGAGAAAUCCACUCCAGCCGUGGUUUACAUUGAAAUUGUAGACAGGCACCCACUGACUCGAAGAGAAGUCCCAGUGUCCAAUGGCUCUGGUUUCAUCAUCAGCAGUGAUGGUCUCAUUGUCACCAACGCCCAUGUUGUGGCAAACAAGAGAGGCGUCCGCGUGAAGCUCACCAACGGAGACAUGUACAAUGCCACUGUGCGAGAUGUCGACCCAGUGGCAGACAUCGCCACCAUCAAAAUCACUGCAAAAAACCCCUUACCCACACUCACUCUUGGCCGAUCAGCUGAGGUUCGACAAGGAGAAUUCGUGGUUGCCAUGGGGAGCCCGUUUUCUUUACGGAAUACAAUCACGUCAGGAAUCAUCAGCUCAGUACAGCGAGGCAGUAAGGAGCUGGGCCUGUCGCACUCCAACAUGGAGUACAUCCAGACAGAUGCAACCAUAGAUUUUGGAAACUCUGGAGGUCCCCUGAUUAACCUGGACGGGGAAGUCAUUGGUAUAAACACCAUGAAAGUCACUGCUGGGAUCUCUUUUGCUAUUCCAUCUGACCGCGUCAGACUUUUUCUUGAUCAAGCCACGAAAAGAAAAAGUUCUGAGACCAAGCGGCGUUACAUUGGAGUGAUGAUGCUGACACUGACUCCAAGCAUCAUUGCUGAGUUGAAGUGGAGGGACCCUUCCUUCUCACAUGUGACACAUGGCAUCCUGAUCCAUAGAGUCAUUGCUGACUCCCCAGCUGACAGAGCUGGAAUGUUACAAGGAGAUAUUGUGGUGGAGAUCAACGGGGUGAAGGUGAACGCUUCAGAGGAGAUCUAUCAGGCUGUCCAGAACAGCAACACAAUCACCGUGGUGGUACAGAGAGGAAACAAGCUGCUUCGACUGCAAAUGACUCCUGAGUACACAGAGUGAUCUUAAAAAUCAGUUUGACUUUAAUGCUGGAUGACAAACAUGAGUCUGUUGUUAUCUACAAGAAAAAAACUGUAAAACCUUUAAUACUCCAGUCUCAGUUAAGUAUUUAAAUGAUGCUUCUAAAGAAAUGACAGUAAUGCCAUUCCAAAUUAAGUGUUCAGCACUAUGAUAUCUACUGUACAUCCAUCAACAGUUCAGUAUUUAUGCCCAGAAUUCUUUGAGUACAAAAAUGUUUUCUACCUUCUUUGCCGUUA